Messenger RNA from Bufo gargarizans (Asiatic toad), 2611 nucleotides. It is a transcript of the gene MCM5, whose product is annotated as minichromosome maintenance complex component 5. NCBI's taxonomy places the organism in Eukaryota, Metazoa, Chordata, Amphibia, Anura, Bufonidae. Gene Ontology annotation, cellular component: nucleus; MCM complex. The coding region runs from base 69 to 2276 and encodes 735 amino acids. The record is from RefSeq and is a predicted model, not a curated record. Gene Ontology annotation, biological process: DNA replication initiation; double-strand break repair via break-induced replication; DNA replication. Gene Ontology annotation, molecular function: ATP binding; single-stranded DNA binding; single-stranded DNA helicase activity. The transcript is spliced from 15 exons.
GUAGUCUUUUCGCGCGCUUUCAGUUCCUAGACAGGUCGCCAUUCUGCGGAUCCCUUCUCUCUGCCAUCAUGUCCGGCUUCGACGACCCCGGUAUCUUCUACAGCGACAGUUUUGGGGGAGAGCAGCAGGCGGGGGAAGAGGGGCAAGUCAAGAGGUCGCAGCUGAAGAAGCGCUUUAAGGAAUUCCUGCGCCAGUAUCGCUAUGGCACCGACCGCACCGGCUUCACCUAUAAAUACAGAGAUGAACUCAAGCGGCACUAUAACCUUGGAGAGUACUGGAUCGAGGUGGAGAUGGAAGAUCUGGCUAGCUUUGAUGAGGACCUUGCAGACUAUCUUUAUAAGCAGCCCACAGAACAUCUUCAGCUGUUGGAGGAAGCCGCCCAGGAGGUGGCAGAUGAGGUGACACGUCCACGUCCUGCAGGUGAAGAAGCUGUGCAAGAAAUUCAGGUCAUGCUGCGCUCUGAUGCUAACCCUGCCAACAUUCGGAAUCUGAAGUCGGAGCAGAUGUCUCACCUUGUGAAGAUCCCUGGUAUCAUCAUUGCGGCUACAUCUGUACGAGCCAAAGCUAUAAAAAUCUCCAUACAAUGCCGCAGCUGCAGAAACACAAUCGGUAACAUCCCAGUGCGACCUGGCUUGGAGGGUUAUGCCAUGCCACGGAAGUGCAACACGGAGCAGGCAGGUCGCCCCAAGUGUCCUCUGGAUCCGUACUUCAUCAUUCCUGACAAAUGUAAAUGUGUGGAUUUUCAGACGCUGAAACUUCAGGAGUCUCCAGAUGCAGUGCCGCACGGGGAGAUGCCCCGCCAUAUGCAGUUGUACUGUGACAGGUACCUCUGUGACAAGGUGGUUCCAGGAAAUCGAGUGACAAUUAUGGGUAUUUAUUCCAUUCGUAAAAGUGGCAAAACCUCCAAUAAAGGCCGUGACCGAGUGGGAGUGGGAAUCCGAAGCUCCUAUAUCCGUGUUGUUGGUAUCCAAGUGGAUACAGAAGGCACAGGAAGGAGUGCAGCAUGUGCUGUGACUCCUCAAGAAGAGGAGGAAUUCCGGCGUCUUGCUUCUAAGCCUGACAUUUAUGAGACCAUUUCCAAAAGUAUCGCUCCAUCAAUUUAUGGCAGCAUUGACAUUAAAAAGGCCAUCGCAUGUCUGCUCUUUGGUGGAUCCCGUAAAAGACUUCCAGAUGGACUAACACGCAGAGGAGACAUCAACCUGCUGAUGUUGGGAGACCCUGGAACUGCCAAGUCUCAGCUUCUAAAAUUUGUGGAGAGGUGCUCCCCCAUUGGGGUGUAUACAUCCGGUAAGGGUAGUAGUGCGGCUGGUUUGACUGCAUCAGUCAUGAGGGAUCCUGUGUCCCGUAACUUUAUUAUGGAGGGAGGUGCUAUGGUGCUGGCAGACGGAGGCGUUGUUUGCAUUGAUGAAUUCGAUAAGAUGCGAGAGGAUGACAGAGUUGCGAUCCACGAGGCUAUGGAGCAACAGACCAUUUCUAUUGCAAAAGCUGGCAUCACAACCACCCUGAACUCUCGCUGCUCCGUGCUCGCUGCUGCCAAUUCAGUGUACGGGAGAUGGGAUGAUACAAAGGGUGAGGAGAACAUCGACUUCAUGCCCACCAUCCUAUCAAGAUUUGACAUGAUCUUCAUCGUGAAAGAUGAACACAAUGAGCAGAGGGACAUGAUCCUUGCUAAGCAUGUGAUGAAUGUACAUCUUAGUGCGCGGACACAAACUCAGGCUGUAGAGGGAGAGGUGGAUCUCAAUACCCUGAAGAAAUUCAUUGCUUAUUGCAGAACUAAAUGUGGCCCUCGUCUGUCAGUGGAAGCAGCAGAAAAGCUUAAAAAUCGUUACGUCCUCAUGCGUAGUGGUGCCCGUGAACAUGAGAGGGAGGCUGAAAAGCGAUCCAGUAUCCCCAUAACAGUCAGACAAUUGGAAGCCGUUGUCCGGAUUUCAGAAUCUCUUAGCAAGAUGAAAUUACAGCCCUUUUCCACAGAAACCGAUAUAGAUGAGGCUCUGCGUUUGUUCCAGGUGUCCACGCUGGACGCUGCCAUGUCAGGAAGUCUUGCUGGAGUGGAAGGGUUCACCACACAAGAGGACCAGGAGAUGCUGUCCCGUAUCGAGAAGCAGAUGAAGAGGAGGUUUGCCAUUGGCUCUCAGAUUUCUGAACACAGCAUCAUCCAGGAUUUCCUCAAACAGAAAUACCCAGAACAUGCGAUUCACAAGGUUCUGCAUCUUAUGAUGAGACGCGGUGAAAUCCAGCAUCGUCUUCAGCGUAAAGUCCUAUUCCGCAUUAAAUAAUGCAGAAGAGUGCGGAACCCGUAUGUGGAGUAUGGUCACCAUAUUGAAGUUGUGUAGCUUUGUGCUAGGACUUGGAUAAUUCCCUCUGCAGGAAUAUGUAAAUACGCUCAAAGAAUUGCAAAAGCUACAGGUCAAGAGGGGCUUAUGUAUAUAAAUGACCCAUUGGGCGAGUAGGGUAGAGAUUUUCUUAUGUUUAACAUUAGAUAAUUGACAUCCUAUAAUGUAUAAUGUGCUCCUGUUCUAAUGUAUGUAGUAGUUAUGCUUUCUCUCUGUGAGCCUCUACUUAAAAACAGUUCCUAAGUGAGCAAAAAUCUAAUAAAAAUGUUAUAUUCAGA